AUGUGCGCGGCCCUCUCGCGUCAGUGCGACGGCUUUUUCAGCGCCAUCAAGAGAAGCGUCCUUUGGAAUACGCAGCGGCGUCGCAAUUAUGUGCAGGAGACUGCAGGGACGCUGUCGGAGCCUCUUCUCGGUAUCGCCGGAGAGAAUUUGGCGGAUGAGCUGCUGUCCUCCGUCAACGGCCGCGGCAGCGUGCGAGCACACGGCGGCUACAUGUCUUUCGAUCGCCUGUACGCCACCGUUGCGUCGUCGGCCGAAGAAGCCGGGCGCGCGUUUGCGGCGCUGCACGCACCUCUGACACCUGAAAACCGCGGGCAGCUCGAGAGCAACCUCGCGAAGGUGAGCUGUGGCGCCGCACGGAGUCCCAGCGAUGCUGGGAGUGCCGCAGGCGACGGGGCUGGCUUCCGCUACCCAGAUAUGUGCUGCCCGCCGAUGGUGACUCGCCAACUGGCGAACAGCGCCUCGGCACUCCCAAAGGUUCCGGAGAGGUUCGCGGAGCUUGGGGGGCGUUGGUUGGAGAUCAAGAAAGCCUUCUUCGCGCCCUCCACAGGGGCGUGUCUCUGCGGCCCAGACACCUACCUGCCUUACUUUGGCGAUGCGUUCGAGCCUGCGCCGCCAGCGGCGUUGCCGGUGGCGGCAACCCGUCGUCACGGAGCUGCCACAUCGUUCAGUCCAUCAGCGCUGGCGGCCAUAUUGCCAACGUACUUCGUGCCAGUGGUGGCGUUGCUGAAGCAGCUGCCGCCCGGGUACACGCUCGAGCACGUGCGCCGCGUAUUUGGCGAGACGAUGGCGCUGGAGAUGGUGGAGCUGGCGAACGAGGCGUACGUGCGGUUUUAUGGCGGAAAGGACGGCGAAGGCUUCACUCAAGGGGAGCGCACUGCGUGUGUUGGCGUUGAUGAGGACGCACAAGCAUCAGCGAAUGGCGGCAACAACGGUGGUGACUUCAACGACAACGACGAUGGGGAGCCAACAGCGCCUGGGGCCUCCGCGCUGGGGACACGCAGUGGCGAAGCGGUGCAUCAGUACAUCGCCGCCCACGAGCCGGGUCCGUACUUGUUCUACUCGUUUCUGCCGCGCUUCCCUCGGCCGUUUCAAUGGAUUCCCCUGCACGCUGUCAUCGAGCACGCCCCGCCGGCGGUGAAAGCGGCGCUGCUGCCGUUGUGUCAGCGCUCCACCUUAUUGUACUUUGCCCAGCAGCAGCACCGAAUGCAGUUCACGGCGCAGAAAGACGGCGCCGUCUGCCUCAGCUUUCCGCCGGUGCGCUCGCUGCGCGUGGAAACCACACCGCUGCCGCGUGAGUUGGCGGAGGUGCAGCGCCUUCUGCAGACCCGCGGGUUCGUGUACGCGUCGGAGAUGGAGGCCGGCCUCUCGUGUCGAAUCAGCGAUGGUGCUAAACGAAGCAUCAUCGCCUACGUCGGAACGCUGCGACGGUUUUUGUAUCAACACGAGAGCGUGUUUCGGCUGUCUGUCGUGCCAAGUACCAACCGCCGCUCCGCCGGCAUCAAAGCCGGCACACUACAGGCGGCGAUGUCACGCUCGUCCGCACCGACGCUUGCAGGCGCUGCUACGCAGGAGCACACACAAGAGGUGUCGCACGAGGCUAUCGCCGCGCCCUCGGCGUCGGAUAUAGCGAGCACGCUGUACCCGCCACCCCCGCCGAUGGUGCCGACGCGCCGCGGCUUUGGGUUUGCAAUCGAAGUGCCACCGAUAUCCACCGUCGAGGAGGACGACGCAGUGCCCGCGGCAAUGUUGUUCGGCAAGGGCAUCGACGCACUUGACGCGAAUGGGCUCCCUCACUGGUUGGCCUCAGCGGACCUCGCUGUCAUGUGCGAGGGGCAUGCGAUGAUGCAGCAUCGCAGUGGUCUCUCAUCCGAGGAACGGCAGCAAAUCACCUCGAGGCAGAAGCGCUUGAGCCAGAAGAUACGUCGUCGUAUGGCUUUGGUCGCUAACCCCAACUCGCCAUACACGGACCCCGAGGUGUAAUGGACGCCAUUCUGGGGGUAUCUGCCGCCCACACGGCACAUCGGACUGCGCAGCCGCCUACAGGCGCUGCCACCGGCGAUCACCGACUUCCUCCCCACAGAUCCGAUCCAGCUGUUCCGCAACGCGCUGACAAAGGUGCAGCUGUUCGAGUUUCGUGAGCGGAACAACAUUCGCGUGAUGCGGCCGGGCCUGCCGCUGCCGGACGGACGACUGCGCAGCAGCUACACUGUCGAUGAGUUGUUGCACAUGCUGGCGGCUGAACUACCGCCGGGGCGGUCGCGCACCUCGAUGGAUCUCUUUGGCCGCCUUCCGUAUGGCGCACGCGAGACGAUACGCCUGCAGCAUCGCCACUUGAUCAACCUGGUGGAGCAAUACCCGCAGUAUUUCGUUGUUGUUUACGUAGAUGCGGAGUCGGCGAAGAAGAACCUGGCACGCGUUCAGAUCAUCCAAAGCCCACCACCCGCGACCACACUUUCGGACGACGAAUGGGGAGCGAAGAGAACUACGGUUUCGGAUGACAUGUUGCAGGCGGCUGCGCGGGAGGAUCACGCCAUCCUAAUGGCGGAACUUCCGCCAUCCUUGCGGGAGACGCUAAACCUGAAGCCGAUGCGGUAG
Molecule: messenger RNA, 2595 nt
Organism: Leishmania major strain Friedlin
Lineage: Eukaryota; Euglenozoa; Kinetoplastea; Trypanosomatida; Trypanosomatidae
Source: the annotation of a RefSeq genome assembly